Molecule: messenger RNA, 771 nt
Organism: Heterobilharzia americana
Lineage: Eukaryota; Metazoa; Platyhelminthes; Trematoda; Strigeidida; Schistosomatidae
Source: the annotation of a GenBank genome assembly
AUGGUUAAUUUGCCUCCAAGACACGAAGAAAAGCUUGCAAUUGAAAAAUGCUUACGGUCGUUCAUAAUUAAGUCAAUACACGCCAUCGUACAAGCUCGAAAUGGAAUUGUUUGCAACACGAAUUGUGUAUCUGAAGUUGGGGCCAGGAAUAACAUGAUGGUGUAUGUGGAAGAAGAUCCUGAGAUCGGAGCAACAAUAAAGCAAACACUGGAUGCUAAUUUUCCUGUUCAUGUACAAGAUCUCCUCAGUCUAGAAAUAUUAGCUCAUUGGCCUAAAGAGCCACAAAUGUUAAUGGUUGUAGAAGUAUGGCAGUUCCGAUUAGAUAUCGUGGAAAGGCUUGAAAGUUGUAAUACUACGCCACAAUCUACUGUUAACUACAGUUCAGCGAUCAACAAUAAUACUGGUAAUACUAAUUUACCCUACACUUCGGCAUCAGAAAAUUGUGGAGACGGCUCACAGUCAACUGAAUAUGCCGUAGAUGAUUUUAGGCAUCUACGUUUAUUUGAAAAAUUGGGCACCCUGUUAAAAUCGAUCAUGGUUGUUACACGCUUACUGCCUGGUUAUCAACUUUCACGCCAUCAAGAUCCAACGGAGUAUCAAAUGUGUUAUACACUUCGUCGUGGUCCCAGUGAUCUUUCCAGACUUGGAUCAGCUCCAAAAUGUUAUCAAGUCGGUCGUAUAUUUUCUGGUUUAGCAAUACCACAGCCAUCUGACGAGAAAACGUCUCCCACUACUACAACAACAACUGAUCAAACAAAAAAGGGGCUGUGA